CUGGGGUACAGCAGGCCAGCAGGGAUCUGGUUAGGCAGAUAGAGUACCCACAGGUACAGUGGUAGAGACCACAGGAGGGAAGCUGCCUUGUAAGAUGCUGCUGCACGCGGUAGGACCAGUAGGUGGCAGCGUAGGUGGGAAUGAGCGCCCUCUGCUGGAGAAGACAGUAAAGGCAGCCCUGGAUCUGGCAGAGACCCUGGAGCUCCAGACCCUGGCCAUGCCCUGCAUCAGCUCGGGGAUAUUCGGCGUUCCUCUGAAGGUGUGUUCUGAGGCCAUAGUCUCUGCUGUGAGGGACUUUGGGAGGGAACAGCGCAUCCUUACCAAGGUCACUCUGAUUGAUGUGAGUGGAGAGGCAGUGAGAGCCAUGCAGGAGGCCUGUGAUAGGCUGUUACAGGGUAAGAGGGAGUUUCCUGGGUGGGAGGUAGAGUCCAGCACCACCACUACACAUGCUCCUCAGAGAGACACCACUGCUGCCUCCGCCAGGGGAACAGCUGCUCCAGAGGUCUGUGUCCAGGUGGAGAUCAUCCAGGGAACCAUAGAGAAGCAGCAGGUGGAUGCGCUGGUGUCCCCCAUGGUUGGUAGUGACCCUCUCUCCUCCCGAGUGGGUAAUGUCUUGUUGGAUGCAGCUGGACCGGCGCUGAUGACAGCGUUUCUGAGGGAAUCAGGGGAACAGACUGCACCUGGUGACAACGUUCUGGUGGAGGGACUGUCUGGUCUCAGCUCUGGCCGUGUCUUCUUCCUCAGCUGUGCACACUGGGACAACAACUCCCAAGGACCAGCAGUACAGGCUCUGAGGCAGGGUGUAAGGAAAAUUCUGACCUCUUGUGAGAACCGGGGCUUCCCUUCCGUUGCCUUCCCUGUAGUUGGAACUGGUGUGGUUCUCCAGUUCCCUGACAACGUGGUAGCACAGGUUCUGCUAGAAGAGAUCCGUAGGUAUGAGCAGAACCGAGCGAGCAGAACCCCCUUCCUUGUCCGCAUCAUUGUCCAUCCAAAUGACACAGAUUCUACCAAGGCUUUUCAGACUGCCCAGAAUGCUUUGCAUCUCACAGGGUUCGUAUUAGGUACUCGACCAGAGCAAGGAUUGGGCUGCUGGGGAAAACCGGAGGAGGUAAAAGCAGUGCUGGAAACACAAUCUUCGGACAAGAUGAUGUGUUCCUCUCAGACAGUUCCUCCACCUCCUCAACACAGAUAUGUAAAGCUCAUACCAAGAACAUCAAAGGAAGAAACAUCACCCUGAUUGACACACCUGGAUUCUUUGACACUGACAUCCCUGAAGAGGAGCUGAAACCUAAAAUAGUCAAAUGUAUAACAGAGUGUGCUCCGGG
Molecule: messenger RNA, 1325 nt
Organism: Salmo salar (Atlantic salmon)
Lineage: Eukaryota; Metazoa; Chordata; Actinopteri; Salmoniformes; Salmonidae
Source: RefSeq, a predicted model, not a curated record